Messenger RNA from Suillus subaureus, 1234 nucleotides. RefSeq lists its product as uncharacterized. The transcript is spliced from 2 exons. The record is from RefSeq and is a predicted model, not a curated record. The coding region runs from base 131 to 1018 and encodes 295 amino acids. NCBI's taxonomy places the organism in Eukaryota, Fungi, Basidiomycota, Agaricomycetes, Boletales, Suillaceae.
AGACCAUCUAGCGCUUGCCGUCAGAAACAACCUGUUCCCACAAGAUCCACAGACUUGCAAGGAUUAUGGGUUUGAACGUGCAUUCACAGUGGAGAACAGGUCCAAACUUCUUGGCUUGUAUAUCGGGUUGAUGAACCCAGGACGCAUAGGAAUUCCCCCAAAGACCAUCAAUGACUGGCGGGUCAGGGGCGUGCUUGUAGAAGAGAUAAAAGCAGCAUACUACAAGAUUCCCGCCGAACUCAGAGGCGGUUACUUCCCUUGGUUCUUGCAGAAUCAGCACAUUCUUAAUCCAUCUGCUGCUGAGACGCAGUCAAAUGUCGAAGGGGAUGCCAUGGUUCUGCGCGCAUGGCGCUUUACCGGAGGCGCAGAAACAGACUCGCCUGCAGACAUACGAGCCCGCAUAACUAGCAUGCCUCAGGACAGGCAAUCAUGUUAUUUGUUCUACGUGAUGCUGUUGAGUAAAGUGCAUCCUGCACCGUUCGAUGGCCUCUGGAUUCCCUUCGGUUUCUGCUCAUGCGCUUGCAAAGAGGAGGAAAUGUAUCUGGGCGGACGUUAUCAGGUCCUCAUUACCAAAUGCACAUUCGACGAAUUCUGUGAUGCCUUCCGCUCUGCACGUAUUCUUGAUCUCUUCCGCAAGAAUGGAAUCAACGUGGAUCUUCGCUACCUUGCGGACGUCUUGCAACACCACCGUAUACGCAAGUCUGUCUGGGUCCUCAAGCAGUUUGUCAUCCAGACUAAUAAACAAAAUCCGGAGAGUAGAAUGGAGAAUUUUAUUGCGUUCGACUAUGGAUUCAUGAAUUGUAGAAAAGAUGCUGAGAUCCAGGCGCUGAAGAAAGUUUAUAGGUCGUUUUUUGAGCGCCACGAUGCGAAUCCUCUAGCGCUGCACGAUGCUGCGAUACGCGGAAACAUAUUUGGGUAUCUGGGGAGUUUGAUGAAGCUGAACAGGAAGCACAAGGGUCUUAUGAAGAAUCCGUAUCCGCUCCCUGGCCUGUACUUAAGUGAGAUCACAGGCAAAUGACUUGGUUUCAUGUUAUUGUCGUCAUCUUCGAACUCCCACGCAGUGUUCCUCUUGACCCCUUAGGCUCUCAGACUCCGUUGCUAGUACUGUCCCAUUUCCUCCAUGACAGAUGUACCUCAUAGGCUCGUAUUCACCUCGCUUUUCACGCUCAUAGGUGAAAUGGUUGUCUCGAUAAAAUGUACAAUAUUGCCGCACCGCUAGAUGUGGAAUCUAUAC